Molecule: messenger RNA, 800 nt
Organism: Alosa sapidissima (American shad)
Lineage: Eukaryota; Metazoa; Chordata; Actinopteri; Clupeiformes; Clupeidae
Exons: 4
Coding region: 1-549 (182 amino acids)
Molecular function (GO): DNA-binding transcription factor activity
Source: RefSeq, a predicted model, not a curated record
AUGGCAGCUUUCUUCUCGUCGUAUCGGAGUUUUGAGAAGUACCUCAGGGAUUACGAGGAAGAAACCAUAACUAAGUUUACAGUCUUAACUAAAGACCGCAGUUUUGGUCAGGACGAUCCAAAAGCAGGUCUGAAAAAGAUAAUGUGGGAGUUAAAAUAUGUGCCAUUUGAUGGGACACCCUUUGAGGUAGUUGGGAGGAAGAUCUAUUCCUGCCAUCAAGGAAUAGAUAAACAUAAAAAAGAGAAGCAGGCCAGACAACAAAAACUGCUUGAUGACCAAGCAGACCACAAUUACAGAGAGACGCGGUGUCUUGUGCAAGACACCAAAAAACUUGACUGUCCAGCAAAGGUCAAUGUUUUCCACAUUAUCAGGUUCCUUGACUACAAGGUAUUUACCGAGGUAUUAGACAAGAAUAAAGUGCUGUGUGUUUGCGCUUUACAGACAGACCUGUCAGCAGUACAUUUUGAGGAGCAAUAUGUGGCUUGCUUCCCAAAUGUUGAGGAGCAUGAGAACCAUCCUGUGGUAGGACAGGUCAGUUGCAAUAAGUAGAUUUUAGUUUAGUAGUUUAUUGUAAGGACUGACUCCAAAUAUGCUUUUUCCCACCGAUGGCGAACCAUCAGUUAUGUCCAUGUGUGUUUACAUGUAGAACUGCUAAUUUAAAGAGUUACAGGCAUUCCCUGAUACAUGAUAUCACUGAUUACUUUAGGCAGCUGAAGUCCGUGAGCCAGUGGAUCCUAGGGUGGAGAGGUACAUUGAGCAUUUAGCUUUGGCUGGUGUUAGAACAGUGAGUGAAGUUAGGA